Molecule: messenger RNA, 4450 nt
Organism: Clarias gariepinus (North African catfish)
Lineage: Eukaryota; Metazoa; Chordata; Actinopteri; Siluriformes; Clariidae
Gene: slc8a4a
Product: solute carrier family 8 member 4a
Exons: 9
Coding region: 609-3422 (937 amino acids)
Biological process (GO): cell communication; calcium ion import across plasma membrane; sodium ion transmembrane transport
Cellular component (GO): postsynapse; sarcolemma; axon
Molecular function (GO): calcium:sodium antiporter activity
Source: RefSeq, a predicted model, not a curated record
CGCAUUCUUUGUUGUUACUGCAAAAGAACUGCUGUUGAAUCUUUCCCCCUACUGAGAUGGUUUGGGGAUGCCUGGCUCGCUUGGUGUCUCCAAACAUCCAACAGCAACUUCAGUGAGCAAAAUCUCAGAGAAUUGAUUCAGAGAGAGAGAGGCAGGUUUAGCGUGGGCAGGCUCUCUAGUGGUGUUGAAGAUUUAUUUCUGUUCCAGUCACCUCCAUGUCUUAGCUGAGGCACUCACUCCAUCUCUACCUUCCCUCCCCCCCGAGCCCUCCAGCUACAUUUUGGAGAUGUGCAUGACUUUCCUGUAAGCUCUGUUAACGCGGGAAAAAGCCUGGCUCUCGAGACGUUGCGCAGCCGCGAUUUGCGUUUCUGCCUCCUGACUGACUGACUGCACGCGGAGAAUCCACAUCACUGUGCGCUUCGCAAGCCACUGCACGCGAGCUGCAUCAUCUCGAGCCCGAUCUUUCCUCCAAUCCACAGUACAUGAGAUGACCCUCUGAUAUUAAGAAACAUCCCAUCUCUCCAGAGGUGGACACAGUGUGGCUGAUUACCAGACUUUAGGAGCUGAAUUCUGCUUUGGCUGGAUUCCCUUAUCAGCACAGCAACACCAUGCCUCACCUCCGUCCUCUGCAUACCUCCACUCAAUGUCUGUCUGCUUUCCUCCUCAUCAUCCUGAGUGUUGUCCAGCUUUCCCAGGCCACCACUGAUGCAUCCCACAGUAGUCCGGGAAACUGUUCUGGAGAGUACAGCUGCUCUGAGGGCGUGGUACUUCCUGUAUGGAAUCCUCAGAACCCAUCAGUGGGAGAUAAGGUGGCACGUGCCAUCGUCUAUUUCGUAGCCCUCAUCUACAUGUUCCUGGGAAUGUCCAUCAUUGCAGAUCGCUUCAUGUCCUCCAUCGAGGUCAUCACCUCACAAGAAAAGGAAAUCACCAUUAAGAAACCCAAUGGUGAAACUACCACUGCCACAGUCCGCAUCUGGAACGAGACGGUGUCCAACCUGACCUUAAUGGCGUUGGGUUCUUCAGCACCUGAGAUCCUGCUGUCUGUGAUUGAAGUGUGUGGGCACAAGUUUGAAGCGGGCCACCUCGGUCCGAGUACCAUAGUCGGCAGUGCUGCCUUUAACAUGUUUAUCAUCAUCGCUAUCUGUGUCUAUGUGGUCCCGGAUGGUGAAGUGAGAAAGAUAAAACACCUGAGGGUCUUUUUUGUGACAGCAGCUUGGAGUGUGUUCGCCUACAUCUGGCUCUACCUGAUUCUCUCGGUAUUUUCUCCUGGUGUAGUGGAGGUCUGGGAAGCUGUGUUGACGUUUCUCUUCUUUCCCAUUUGUGUGCUCCAAGCCUGGAUCGCAGACCGCCGCUUGCUAUUCUACAAGUACGUUCAUAAGCGGUACCGUGCCGACAAGAAUCGUGGCAUCAUCAUCGAAACGGAGGGUGAUGGUAUGUUCACAAAGAUGGACAUGGAGAUGGAUGGGCAGGGCACCAACUCUCACCACAAGGAGGUUCUGGAUGGCAUGCUUGCUGGUGUGGAGGAGGGAGGAGGCGGAGGAGCAGGAGGAGGUGGUGGAGAAGAAGAAGAGGCGCGAAGGGAAAUGGCUCGUACGCUGAAGGAACUGAAGCAAAGACACCCUGAGAAGGACAUGGAGCAGCUGAUCGAAAUGGCCAACUACCAGGUGUUGGUUCAGCAACAGAAGAGCAGGGCGUUCUACCGCAUCCAGGCCACACGCAUGAUGAUCGGUGCAGGGAACAUCCUGAAGAAGCAUGCUGCGGACCAGGCCAGGAAAGUAAUCAGCUGCCAUGAGGCCAACGCUCAGGAAGAGGAUCCUCACACCAUCUACUUGGAGUUUGAGCCCUCUCACUACCAGUGCUUCGAGAAUUGUGGUUCCCUUAAACUGGCCGUUGGCAGACAUGGAGGAGACAGUGGCUGCACUGUAAAGGUGGACUAUCGCACUGAGGAUGGCACGGCUAACGCUGGCUCUGAUUAUGAGUUUGCUGAGGGGACGCUGGUCUUCAAACCAGGUGAGACCAUAAAGGAGCUGACAGUCGGCGUAAUUGACGAUGACAUCUUCGAGGAAGACGAGCAUUUCUACGUGCACCUCAGUAACCCACGUGUCGUUCAUCGAGCUGAGGUCUCCAUUCUCGAUCCCAACGCUCCAGGCAAUAGUCUUUUAGGCGCUGUCCCCAUUCAGCCAAAAGCUGCACUGGGUUCCGCUCAUACCGCCACGGUGACCAUCUACGAUGACGACCAUGCGGGGAUCUUCACAUUCGAGUGCGCGUCGAUGCGUGUGAGUGAGAGCGUGGGCCUCAUGCAGGUGAAGGUGCACAGAACGUCUGGAGCACGCGGAAAAGUGGCAGUGCCGUUCCAUACCAGUGAGGGGACCGCCAAGGCUGGAGAGGACUACGAGGAGGUGGCGGGAAAACUGGAAUUCCUCAACGAUGAGACCAUGAAGAUUCUUGAGGUGAAGAUUAUUGAUGAUGAGGAGUACGAGAAGAACAAGACUUUCACCAUCCACCUGGGGGAGCCCAUCCUGCUGGAGAUUGGACAGAAGCAUGGAGAUUCUAAUGACAACAAGCCACCAGUGGGGAUCGGAGAGGAAGAGGUGGCGAAGAUGGGCUGCCCGAGUCUGGGAGAGCACAUCAAGCUGGAAGUGGUGAUUGAAGAGUCCUAUGAAUUUAAGAACACAGUGGAUAAAUUGAUAAAGAAGACUAACCUUGCGCUUGUCGUGGGCAGUAGUAGCUGGCGAGAGCAGUUUGUCAGUGCUGUCACUGUUAGUGCAGGUGAUGAUGAUGAAGAAGAAAGUGGCGAAGAGCGCUUGCCCUCUUGCUUUGAUUACAUCAUGCACUUCCUGACCGUCUUCUGGAAGGUCCUGUUCGCCUUCGUUCCACCCACAGAGUACUGGAACGGCUGGGCUUGCUUCUUCGUGUCCAUUCUGCUCAUCGGCGUUUUGACUGCCGUCACCGGAGACCUGGCCUCCCACUUCGGCUGCACCAUUGGCCUGAAAGACUCGGUCACGGCUGUGGUGUUCGUGGCCCUCGGCACCUCGGUACCUGACACCUUUGCCAGUAAAGUGGCGGCCAUCCAGGACCAAUACGCCGACGCUUCCAUCGGCAAUGUGACGGGCAGCAAUGCCGUAAACGUCUUCCUGGGUAUCGGCGUGGCGUGGACCCUCGCCGCUGUCUAUUGGCAAAGCAAAGGCCAGGAGUUCCAUGUGCCACCCGGCUCACUGGCCUUCUCCGUCACGCUCUUCACCAUGCUGGCACUGGGCACUGUGGUCACACUGCUGUAUCGCCGUCGGCCCUCAGUCUCUGGAGGAGAGCUCGGGGGCCCGCGGACCGCCAAGCUGCUCACCGUUCUGUUCUUCCUCGUCCUGUGGCUCAUCUACAUCCUGCUGGCUUCGCUAGAGGCCUACUGCCACGUGCCUGGCUUCUGAGAGCCACAAAAGAGAAGGCAAGGGAGGGAGAAAAAGAGAGAGAGAGAGAGAGAAAGAGAGAGAGAGCAAGACAGAGAAAGAGAUUUCCUUCCUGUGCAACCACCUAAUUAUUCUCCCUACUGUUGUGACAUACUGUAUCUAUAAAGUGUUCCAAUUGAUGUUUACAUUUGUUAUUGCACAUAAUUAGUGUGGUUGGAACGGGACCAGCUCCCACUGAAGUGGAUUCUCGGUGCUUGUGGAGGGUCUUGAGAUUCUUUUUAAUAACUGGAGGGAACUCAGAUACAUUGCUUCCUACACAGUUUACAUGGCUUCGUUCCAGCACCUGCUAAUCUUAAAUUCGAGAAGUCUCUUCAGCUUAUUCAGUAUUGGGUCUGUCUUUUUCUCCAGUCACUUUCUCACUCUUUACACUAGUAUUUUCACCAUCCACCACAUCCUGCUCCCUUUUACAGGUUUAGCAGCAGUUGAGAUGUGCUCCUUAGAGUCCCCAGACCUCCCAGGCUUCUCUUUGACCUCAUCUUUUCUCCACAGAACCACCUGCGCAAACCAGCAUCAUCUCCCUCCAACCCCUCCAGCUACUCUAUAUUUCUAUUAAACUUCUACUGUUAUGUGCCCGUCUUGUGCAAGUGUUGGGGAAGUUCUUCCUUUUUUCUUUUUUCUUUUUUUGACUCAUUCCUGAAAAGAAACUAAAUGGCGGACCGUGUUUGAUAUUUUUGCCUAAAAGAGGUGCCACUAAAAUGACUAGCAUAGCACAAGAGAUCAAAAUAGAUGAUGUAGUGAUACAACUACCAUAGAUGUACCUAUGUAUUAUUCAUAUAUUAUGGAUUAUAACUUCUAUUUAUUCUCCUUGCCUGUAUAGUAUGUGUUCAGGUGCAUCUGUGUGUUAGAGAGAGAGAGAGGAUGUGUUAGAUGAGGAAUGUAGUAUUUAGAAGAAAAAGCAAGUGAUACCAGUGUGUUUAGUACCAGCAUGAUACAAUGAUACCAACAUUGUCAAUCUUAUUAACACACACCUAAAAAAAAAAAAAAAAACA